CUAUCAGAGACAGUCCCUGCACAGUGCGCACUCAGCCCCUGCACUGUUUGCUCCUCCUGUGUCACUCUGUCCUUCCCGCCUCACUCCGUCUUCCUCUCUUUCCUCAGUGCCAGGAGUACAGAACCUGUUGCUGGAGUGCCCUUGUCUGAGUUUCUGCCUGGCUUUUUUCCUCUGCUCAGAUCUUCUCUUUGCUGCGGUGCUGCACUAAGCAUGGAGAGAGACCAGUCUUCCACCUCACCUGGGCAGGACAUCCAGGGGCAGAGCGGGGACAGACCUGCCCCUGGCCUGCCAUCCCCUGCUCCAGCCCCCAUGGAGCAGCCAGGCAGCUGGCCCCAAGCAGCCGUGUGUGACAUCUCGGAGGAGCUGAGCCGGCAGCUGGAGGACAUCAUCAAAACCUACGGGUCUGCCACCAGCCUGAUGGAGAAGGAAAGCGCUGCUGCAGGAACAGACAGGCCUGAGAAGGGAGAGCCAGGCAGCUUGGAGGAUGCAGAGUAUGAAGAUGGAAAUGAAGAGAGUGAGAAAGAGAAGCUGGCUCCUGGGGAUGCCUCCAAAGCAAAGGAGCCCAGCGGCAACAAGGAGCAGAAGCUGGAGAAGAAAAUCCUGAAGGGACUAGGAAAAGAAGCCACCCUACUGAUGCAAAGUUUGAAUAAGCUGAGUACUCCAGAAGAGAAGCUGGACCUGUUGUUUAAGAAGUAUGCUGAGCUGCUUGAAGAACAUCGUGCUGAGCAGAAGAAGCUGAAGUACCUACAGAAGAGGCAGGCCCAGAUCACCAAGGAGAAGGACCAGCUGCAGAGUGAGCACAGCCGAGCCAUCCUCGCCCGCAGCAAGCUCGAGAGCCUGUGCCGGGAGCUCCAGAGGCACAACAAGAACCUCAAGGAGGAAACAAUCCAGCGGGCACGGGAGGAAGAUGAGAAGAGGAAAGAAAUAACUAAUCACUUCCAGGGCACGCUGAGUGAAAUCCAGGCUCAGAUCGAGCAGCAGAGUGAGAGGAACAUGAAGCUCUGCCAGGAGAACACGGAGCUGGCCGAGAAGCUGAAGAGCAUCAUUGACCAGUACGAGCUGCGGGAAGAGCACCUUGACAAAAUAUUUAAGCACAGAGAACUUCAACAGAAACUGGUGGAUGCCAAGUUGGAACAGUCUCAGGAAAUGAUGAAGGAAGCCGAGGAGCGACACCAGAAAGAGAAGGAAUAUCUCCUGAACCAAGCUGCAGAAUGGAAGCUCCAGGCCAAAAUGUUAAAGGAGCAAGAGACUGUCCUGCAGGCACAGAUCACUCUCUACUCUGAAAGAUUUGAAGAAUUUCAGAAAACCUUGGCCAAAAGCAAUGAAGUGUUUGCCACAUUCAAACAGGAGAUGGAAAAAAUGACAAAGAAAAUGAAGAAGUUAGAAAAAGAUACUGCUACAUGGAAAUCCAGGUUUGAGAACUGUAACAGAGCAUUACUGGACAUGAUUGAAGAGAAAGCCAUGAGGUCCAAGGAAUAUGAGUGCUUUGUGCUGAAAAUCCAGAGACUAGAGAACCUCUGCCGUGCUCUGCAGGAAGAGAGAAAUGAAUUGUACAAAAAAAUAAAGCAAGCACAGUUCCCAGAAGAGGUGAAUGGAAAUGGCAUCUUAGAAGAAGAAGAAGAAGAUGAUGAAGAAGAUGAUACUAAAACAACACCUUCCCCCUCUGAGCGGGAGAGCAUUGAGCUGCAUGAGAGUGACAAGAGGAUGCUGAAGCAGCUGGCUGAAGCUUUCAGGGUGUCCCACAGGGCAGAGGAGUCCCUCCCAAGCAACAGCAGCAAUCCAGAGCCCUGUGACACUCAAACAUGUAAUGCCAUCCUGGUGCCAGAACCUCCUGCUCCUCUCACUCCUCAUUCAGAGGCUGGGAAAACCUGUGAGCAGCCCAGCACGAGCACACCAGCACCCACUGAACACACAGCAGCAUCCACUGAAAGUAUGACAGUGCCCACUGAGAAUGGGUCAAAGCCCACCAAAAGCACGCCCUCCCUUCCAGACAGGGUGCCAACACCCACAGAAAGUGUGCCAGUGCCUCCUGAGAGUGUGCUUGUCCCCACUGGGAACAUGCCAAUGCCCACUGAAAGCAUGCCAGCAACCCCUGAAAACGUGCCAACCCCCGCACAAAGCACACCCGUCUCCCUUGGGAAUAUGCCAGUACCCAUUCAGGGCCCUCCAAAAGCUGCAGAAUGUGUGGAUGGCCCAGCAGAUAGAUCUGUCCAGGGGCAGUCUGGGAAGCAAACAGGGGACACAGACAUGGAAGCAGUGGAUUGAAGACACCAUGUGCCCAGGCUUGUCUUCUGCAAACCAGAGCUCUGCUUUGUCCUCUAAAUUGAUACUUUUUUUUUUUUUUAAGAAACAAAAAUUGUUUCGUAAAACACACUCAUGUAUUUGUAUGCAAAUGUAAUGCACUUCUCUUUGCUACCACUAUCCAGUAAUAAUGGGUCUGCAAAUUUUGCAGUCCUUCAUCUGCUUGAAGUAUAAUACUUUCUUAAUGACAUGGAAAUACAAUGAAAUCACAGGAUCUCUUUUUCCCAGGCAUGAUGAGUCAUCUCAUUCAGGAAAAUAAUUUUAGUGUUGCACUUCCAUGUUUCAAAAAACAAUGCAAUUCUCAUGCAUAUAUUUAAAGACUCAUAAUUAAUUUUAUCUAUUUAUUUUGAUAUUGCAUAAAAGGUGGCCUACUUGGACACACUAUGAUUUUAAUAAAUGAGGUGAAAGGAAUCUGUAAUUACAAAGUAAAAUACUGAAACCAUAAAUGUGGUCAGCCAUAUCCAAGGAGUGGUGCAACAGCCAGAGGUGAAUUUUUGGGCAAGGAAAUCACCACUCAGCACUGUAACCUAAACACCCACAAACUUUCAGCCUUACCUUCCAUUGAUCUUUUCUGCUCAGUCUUCUAGAAUAGGUUUUGUUUUCAACAGAACUACAGGGAAAGGGAAAAGAUCUUUUCUAGAUUCACAUAAAAUAAUUGAAAACAGCAAUUUCCAAAUUGAUGGCAAUUUCCAAGGUAGGCAGUCACAAUUCUUUUUCUACAUCCACCAGAAAAUUGCUACAUUAUCAUACUAUUUGGAAUCACAAGGCCAGCAGUGGGGAUCAUGCCUGUUUCCAACACACGAAUAAGGUGAGAAGAUGAGAAGCUGGUUGCAGACCCCAGUUUCUAGGCAAGGAGCAGAAAGCAGAGUGGAAGGUACCAGGAUGUAUUCCAGAAGAAGAGAGAUGAAUAAUCCUGAGAUCGUGCUUCUGGAUGGUGCUGUCGCUCCCAGUUACAGCCACAUGAACCACAGCUUCCUCCUGGCACUGCUGCAUGGGCCAGUGCUCCCAGGAGAAGGAUGAGGACUCGCCUGUCACCCCAGUCUGGAGGCAGAGCACAAGUCAAUAAGCCAGAAGCAAAGAAGAACCAGGAAAGCAGGAAUCCCUCUCACAGAUACCUCCAGGGGCUGGCUACAUCCCCAUCCCCUUUCUUGUCUAACCGGCUCUUCCCACCUGCCUGCCAACAGCCAUUGCUUAACAAUGCAGCCACCUUGUCUGAAACUGGUUUGUUCUGGUGCCAAGAACAGCCAUGAAGGAAGGAGGCAAGGGAGGAUACCUACCCAGGCAGCUCUACAGACUCAAGCAAGGAGACUAAGUAGGCUUUUUAGAAGGUUGAAAUGUCCCCCCAGGAAUGUCCCCCAGGAUUAUUUUAACAUUCUGUAAGCCCAAGUAGGCUUAAAGACGGUUAAAAUAAUCCUGGGGGACAUUCUUUGUUUCUCAUCUCUUUCCUCUGAAUUCCACCCAGGCCUUUCAGAGCCUUAGCUGGACAGCUUAAGAAUUUGAAAAGGGCAAUUAAGCAAGAUGUUUAGAGGUUGGAAAGAGAAAUCUUACAAUCAAAGAAACCCAUGUUUAUAGACAAAUCCCGAGAAGACCCCAAAGACAAAGCAACUUGUUCAAGCCAAAGUUGAAACACAGGUGAACCAAAAGAAAAGACAUCACCUUUGACACAGUCUGGGAAACAGUGGCCACAGAGUCCUUCCAGCAUGCCACCCUCCAAAAAUGGGGUUUGAAUCUCUGCUUACUGCCAACAUGGCCCAUACCCUGGUUAAAUAUGUCUGUGAACUGCUUGGUUACAGAGCUGACCCUGGGAGUUUACAGAGCACAAACUGCAAAUGUGUCUUUGGAUAUGGCCUGUAGCUAUCAUUACUACAGUUUUCAAUUGUGAAUGCCUUAUGUUAGAUAACAAGACCUACAGGAUUUAUCUCAUGUCUUUAAUCAUGUGAAAGUAGAUAAUUUGAGUCUUAGUUAUCUUAAGCUCCUUUUAUAAACAGUGGAGAAGGAAAAGCAUCUUUUGAGGACAAGUUAUCCCAUGAUAAGACUGGCAUCCAAGUCAGAAGGAAUUACUUUCUCUCUGAAGAUGAUCUUUCUCUUCAGAUGCUAGAGCCAGCCUAAGACAACUAAUUUAAAUUUAAUAUGUCUAUUGUUAGGUAUCUAAAUUAGGCAACAUGAAUUCCAUCAAAUAUUCAGAUUCAAAGCCCUAAGUGAAUGGCCAUCUCUGAAAACCAAGCCAGUUAUGUGCCUGUGAAAACAUUAAUGUAUAACAAAUCUGUAUCCUAAGAUAAACAGUUAUACUCACCUGAUAAACUUAUUUUUAGUUUCCAUUGACUUAAGUUGGUAGAAAUAUAGUUUCUGUUACAAGUUUUGUUUGUUAUCAGGGUGACUUUUAAAAUUAAUGCAAUUCAUAUACUUGUUAAUGUGUUGGGGGUUUUAAUUCUUGAUCUUGUUUGAUUCUGUUGCCAUUUUAGUAACCACCUGCAUGAAACAAACUCCUUUUUCUUUAAAUAUGCCCUUAUUUUUCUUCAAAUAGCCUUCAGAUGUUGAUGUUUUCUUAUACAUUCGAAUAUUUAAUGCAAUAAUAAUGGCCUUACAACUUUAGGUUGGUUCCAUUUUACAUAAUCAUUAUGGUCACAUCUUUAAUUAUGUAAUUCAUGUCUCAUACCUUCCAGCUUCAGCAAGCAGGGAGACAAGAAUCCUGCAGAUAAAAACUUCCUACAUAGUUAUGAUUUAUUCUUACAGCAUCAUUCCUCAUGAAUAAAUACACAGCCUUCUGGGAAAAUUACUCCCACUCUCUUCCACCUUCCUCAUUUUUGCCCUUGAAAUUCUAACAUUGCAAAAUUCUAAUACUCAAAUACUUGCAGCUCCUAUUACUAUGAGUUUAUCUCACAUACCUGUUGCUUCUCUUCUUUUCUCAUGUACCAACUGUAUUUUAUCCCAGCAGUUUCCUCCUCAUUUUCAGUAUGUAUAUGCACACAUACAAUACUGAAAGCACAGAAGAGUGACCUCCAUAGCUUUAAGUUUCAGGAUUUGGCUUCAUGUGUUUACAAGAGAUGAGAAUUGCAGGGAAAAUUCUGGCUGAUCCCAGGCUCCAUGGAGUAUUUAGUCAAACUAUGGAGAUGGUUUAUGUAAUCUCAUGGCCUGUAGAGCUGUGGAAAGCUAGAGUACCCUCAUUAGAAGUGGAAAAUCUGUAAAAUUUAACCAAGCACCUCUUUAUCAUCCACUGCAUCAGACCAGAAGAUUAAAUCACCAUCACAGAUUUCUGUGUGCUAACCUGGAUUCUCUCAUUCUUCUUCAACAUUAAUUCCUGGCCUCCCUUGCUCUUUUCUUCCACUGGUACCCAAUAUAAAACUGACUAUGCACAGUAUCCUAGUGAAAAGCCUUUGGGAUGGCAGUCUGCACAACAGCUCUGCUGCUCUUCCUCAGGUGCCUCUGCACUCAAGGCACAGAAGCCCACGCUUCUGUGGGCUUUACACUCAUUUGGAGGCAGCAAGUGGCAGUGAGACGCACCUCCCCAGUGUCCAUUGUCAUCAUCAUUAUUCUAAUCUGGCAGUGUCAUCAGUCCUGGUGUGUUCUGUGGUUGCCUCCCUCAGUCUUGCUUUUAUUUCACACAGUUUUUCCCUUAUCUCCAGGCACAGAUUUGGGGGAGAGGAGAGGUGGUGAUGGCAGCUAUUUCUUCCUUACUAAGAAGCAACAGCUUUUUUAAAAUCAGCAUCUGCUGACAUUCAUUUGGUUUCUGGAAUUUCUGUUUUCUCAGGUUAGGUGGUCCAGGUACCCUAUGGCUGACACUGGAAAGUUUCAGCCCUCACAUUGCCAGCUAGUUCAGGUUCUGAAAAACAAAGUUGCAGGCUGAACACACCUCCAGUGUCACAGCCAAUCCCACACAGAAAUGAACCUUAAGUCGCAAGUGUCAAGUGCUGCUAGUCAUUAUGCUAUCUCUUCCCAUGUGUUCCACACCAAUUUCCAGAGAAAUAAAAAUAAAAUGCCAUCUCUGGCAGAAAUUUGAGUUACA
This is a messenger RNA of Melospiza melodia melodia, 6304 nucleotides long. It is a transcript of the gene TXLNB, whose product is annotated as taxilin beta. NCBI's taxonomy places the organism in Eukaryota, Metazoa, Chordata, Aves, Passeriformes, Passerellidae. The record is from RefSeq and is a predicted model, not a curated record. The transcript is spliced from 10 exons. The coding region runs from base 211 to 2265 and encodes 684 amino acids. Gene Ontology annotation, molecular function: syntaxin binding.